CCGUAUGAUACCAGGGAAGAAUUGAAGGCGAGUGCAGCUGUGAGGGAGAUGUAGGGGUCUUGUCGAGAUACCACUGAUACUGGAUAUGCUCGUGGGGCAGAGGUUGUUAUGUUUCAACGGAGGCGGCAGCUUUGCGUAUGUCUUUACGGAGGAGGUCUAGGAAGAGAUAUUAGAUAUUGAAUGAAGGUUUAUGGAUUGCUGAGGCCUGUGGACGGAGACGGCAAUUGGAGUGAGUAGCCCAAACAGAGCUGCGUUCGAGCGCCAAGCGAUUCUGAGGACAGGUUUUCGGGGUCGAGGCCGGAGGGAAGCGAGGAUAGAAGCAAAGUAAUAUUGGAAAGGAGUAGAGAUCGGAUACAGCAGGGAUGUGUCCAAAUCUAAGAGUGGUGGGAUUGUUCAGGUCCAACGCAUGUUGUGGCUGCUGCCCGCUGCCAUACACGGAGUAGAUGACCUCAGACGAACGGACAGGGAAUUAUAUCACGUGAUUAUAUGCCUGGCGAUGCUCCCGAGGUCUUUUAGCUAUAAGCGGUCUAGCGCCAAAUACGCCAUUAGUCAGCCGCAUCCGGAGCUCGGAUUUCGGCCGAUCCGCGAGAUAUGAGACCACAGAGACAUCGAAACAUCAAAGCAACGCAACGCACAAUGAGAGCGGAAUAACACUCUAGGCUCGCAGGUUGUACUGCAACUCCUCCGAUCUCUCCGGCGUUAAUUCUAAAAUCUGCUGAAAACGACACAACUGCUUGGUGCAGGUUGAUAACCAACAGUUGAGAGCAAGGUUCACUGGCAAUGAGGGGCAAUUAAUUGCAAAUCAUCUAUAGAUGACGUGAAGUGUUCAAUCUUCAACGACUCAGCGUGCACCAGACUGGUGAUAUGUAUCCGACGAAUGCAUGAUUUGCAAUCGCAUUCUUCAUUCUCCCAUUGCACCAUUCAGGCGUUAUCUUAUACCAUAGCAGGGUAUUUACGAAUAAAGAAACAGGUCUCCAAAGGUAUGACGCUCCCCUGACUAACCGAAGAUAUCGGCCUUUUCCCCGCAGCACUUUUUGGGGGAUUGCAGAGUAGCGACGUGAUGGCUAGUUAGCGGUGCAUGGCUUAGUAAUGUUCCGGGAGGGAGGGGGUUGACGAGACCAAUCCGUGAACACCUGAACAGAUCUCCAUCUACCGUCCAUAAGAAACACUAUUUUUGAUUUCAAACCCAGGCCCAUGAUAUACGAGCCGGGAUGUGGAUUUCGAUAGCUCCCUCACGUGCCUCCUAGCAUGUGGACCACUCAAUAUAAAUACUUCGUCCUCCCAUAUCAAGGGAACAGGAAUUUAUAUCGAAAUCAUCAAAUCCUUCCGUCUAUAGUUUCACUACCAUAGCACUUGCCAACUGGAAUAAUCUCCAAACUACUAUAACCUACCAUCAAUUGUGUAUCUUACAUCCUCCUGUCUCUCGAUAUUAAUUCCUGUUUGUCAGAAAAUGUCGUCGACAACAACAACUACUACCAGCCCUUCUUCAACCCACCUUUCUGGCUCCAACCAGGAUGCUACCUACAUCCCCCGCGGACCAGUGGAAGCUCAGAUAUACUAUUUCAAGCCUCCUAGUGACGGAGCUCGUCCCUAUCAAUAUGUCGAGCCUCCUCCAGGGGAACAAAACCGCAACUACAGUGACACGCCGCACUCAGUUACCAUAACUGACAUUCGAAACAACGAAUCUCAAUUCACUCUGGACCGCGACGCCUUCCAGACUAUUGAAAACGUCCCCUCCGCAGCAGAGCCCUCUUUCACCGACGAAGAGAACAUAAAGUCAGUCUACUACCCCGAAGUCGAGAAGCUGAUUUUCGACAAGGUCCCAGGCGCAAAGCGCGUUUUUACCUUUGACCACACAAUCCGCCGCUCCCACGCGGGUGCCAGCCGUGGGCCAGUUUUGCUAGCACACGUAGACCAAACUCCCGCUUCGACAGCAUCGCGCGUUAGGCACCACCUCCCAGACGAGGCCGAGCAGCUGCUCAAGGGCCGCUAUCGGAUCAUCAAUGUAUGGCGCCCAUUGAAUGGCCCCGUGCAAGCAUCUCCUCUCGCCUUUGCAGCGGCAACAUCAGUGCGCGACGAGGAUGUUGUGCCUGUUGAAUUCCGGUAUCCGCACCGCAAUGGUGAAACUGCUGCCGUUCGGUAUAACGAGGGCCAGAAAUGGUAUUAUUGGUCGGGCAUGACCAAUGAUGAGAGGCUGCUGCUGAAAUGCGCGGAUUCAGCCGAUGUUGCGGGGAAGCGGGUGCCACAUACUGCCUUUGUUGAUUCUAGGACACCGGCUGGCGCGCCUGGGAGGGAAAGCAUUGAAGUGAGGACUUUGGUGUUUGGAUAGAAUAAAAGGUGGGGGGAGGGGGAAGCAGAGUGAAUUUAUGAUUUGAUUUUAUUGAUUAUGGAACGAAACUACGCUGGAUAUUUAGCUCUGUUGACUGGGUUUUAUUAUUAUUAUUGUUGUUUUAGUCAUUACGCGCAAAUGAGGCGCAAAACGAGUGUUUUACAUCUCCGUACAAUAAUAAUACAUAACAUUAUGUUAAUCAUCGAUUCUAGUCACUUUUUGUCUUCUUCCAGAGUCUCCUCAUCUGGAGUUGCUAAACAAAAAAAAUAAAAAAUAAAAAAAUAAAAAUAAAAAUAAACUCUUCGAGGGGAACCAAAGACAUAGACCAGACAGAUAUGUUUUAUGUAUUAUAUAAAGAAAACCUUUUGUUAUCUGGUCGGGAGAAGAAACCAUUUUGAAAAGGACAAUUGAUGCCCGCAUAGAUGCAACUGGAAAGGAGAAAGAGAAAAGAAAAACAAGAAACCUAUUUAACCAUAUGUAUGUAUAACAAAGAAAAUAUCCGAUAAAUAGUGAAGGAGCAAAUGAGAGAGAGGAAUAAAG
Blastomyces gilchristii SLH14081 is the source of this 2869-nucleotide messenger RNA. Its product is annotated as methyltransferase. Bases 1451 to 2329 code for a protein of 292 amino acids. Lineage: Eukaryota; Fungi; Ascomycota; Eurotiomycetes; Onygenales; Ajellomycetaceae. The record is from RefSeq and is a predicted model, not a curated record. Gene Ontology annotation, molecular function: oxidoreductase activity. The transcript has 3 exons.